AUGGAUGAUGAAGAAAUCCCUGAUCUGGUCGACGUUUCUCACUCGGAUGGCACCACCACCACUUUACAAGACGGCCCGGACAAAAAAGUGCCCAUCACCAUCAUCACGGAGUUUGGAAACACCACAGAUAUUGAAAAGUCCCUGACUGUCACUCAGAACCAUCAGGCCACAACAGAAUGGAUACCGUUGGCCAACGGGUGUAUCUGUUGCAGCGUCAAGGAUUCUGGAGUGGCAGCUCUGGAAUCCCUCGUGGAGCGUCAGAAGGACUUUGACUACAUCCUGCUCGAAACCACGGGUGUUGCGGAUCCAGGGAAUAUCGCUCCUAUGUUUUGGCUCGAUGAAGGACUAGGCAGCAGUAUCUAUCUGGACGGCAUCGUCACAGUGGUUGACGCGAAAAACAUACUCAAAAGCCUUGAUGAGGCUGCGCCAGAAGAAUUACCGCAAUCCGAGACCGCAGGUCACGAUCACAGCCUCCCUCUGCUCACAACUGCUCAUCUUCAAAUUUCUCACGCAGAUGUGAUUAUCCUCAAUAAGACAGAUCUUGUCUCUCCGGCGCAACUUUCAGCUGUUCAGGCCAGAAUUGCCUCUAUUAACAGUCUAGCACAAAUAGUCCCAACAAUACACUCUCGUGUCACAGAUCUCAGUGGCACCAUCCUUGAUUUGAAAGCGUACUCAACCUUCCCCUCCGGCUCCGCCACAUCCGAUGCCAGCGACAAGACCAUCCCCGACUUCGCCUCCAAAGGUCAUUCGCACCUAGAUCCCACGCUCUCCACAGCCACAUUCACCUUGCCUCCUUUUGAUCCACAAAAGCUACAUCUUCUGUCAGGCUGGCUGGAAGCACUGCUCUGGGAUGCCGAGGAGUCGCAGCAGGGGAGAGAGCGACAGUACGAAAUUCAUAGAACGAAAGGGUUGGUCAAGUGUACUGAUGGCAGUGCUAGGGUUGUUCAGGGGGUUAGGGAGAUUUUUGAGAUCAUUGACCUGCCACACUCCGAGACUGGUGGUGGCUCGCUGGCCACAGAAGCCGGAGAAGAAGUGGCGGCGGAAGAAGGCAAGAUCGUGUUUAUUGGGAGGAAUCUGGAUCUGAUAACUGGCUUGAAGCUUGAUGAGCACGACGACUCCGCUUGA
Messenger RNA from Fonsecaea pedrosoi CBS 271.37, 1125 nucleotides. RefSeq lists its product as uncharacterized. The transcript is spliced from 2 exons. Bases 1 to 1125 code for a protein of 374 amino acids. The record is from RefSeq and is a predicted model, not a curated record. Gene Ontology annotation, cellular component: cytoplasm. NCBI's taxonomy places the organism in Eukaryota, Fungi, Ascomycota, Eurotiomycetes, Chaetothyriales, Herpotrichiellaceae.